This is a messenger RNA of Stomoxys calcitrans (stable fly), 5468 nucleotides long. RefSeq names its product irregular chiasm C-roughest protein (gene kirre). Gene Ontology annotation, biological process: cell-cell adhesion. Gene Ontology annotation, cellular component: cell-cell junction. The coding region runs from base 2220 to 4997 and encodes 925 amino acids. The transcript is spliced from 7 exons. Gene Ontology annotation, molecular function: cell adhesion molecule binding. NCBI's taxonomy places the organism in Eukaryota, Metazoa, Arthropoda, Insecta, Diptera, Muscidae. The record is from RefSeq and is a predicted model, not a curated record.
GAAAACAGUUCGAAUUCCUUGACAGAGCGCGUGAAUUUCCGUCGUCGUUCGUUUUUCAAUCAGUCUCAGUUAGUCACCACAAAUACAGGCAACAAUACAAUAUCACCAACAUCAUCCUCUAUGGCGAUUGAACAACAAAACAGAGAGCCAGGCCGAACGACAGACAGACACUAACGACACACACACACACACACAACCACACAUAUCCAUACAUACAUACCAAUAUUCCAUGACACACACACACACAAACGCACUCACCUCAAUAUAUAUAGAAGGCACAACACAUCUAUAAGCGAAUUAUUUACAUAUAUAUAUAUAUAAGUGAAUAAAAGAAAAGAAAUUAAAUGGAAAAUUACAAUACAUAUCCUUAAUUACAUCAAGCAAAUCAUAAAUAAAAAAAGAGAAAAAUCCUGGAAAUAUACAUCUCUAAAAAGUGUAUGUUUCAGGACCACAACAACAAAAAUUGUAAAAGAAAAUUUAAUAAAACAUAUCAACAGUCCCCCACCUUUGCUACAACUUUAAAGUGUAUGCAAGGCUUUGAGUGAUUCCCCAAAGUUUGUGAAGGGUUUAAAGUUAUCGAAAAAAUUCCCUCCCCUUCGUUUCGAACAAAAUCAAACAACUGUGUAAACUGUUUUUAAAAGUUUUUCUUAAGUUUCUUGGCAUUUUAACACGUUUUGCCAGUUGAAUAUUUUAGUGAGCGAAACACAGAAACCACCCGCCCACCCACUCACUCACCACAUAGGCCGAGCUACUCAUCCUAUUCAACAUGGCAUUUCGCUUGCCUGCGUCGUAGCCCAAAAGGACGACUCGGUGAACUAAACACAUUUUAGCUAAGCUGAAUCUGUUUUGUGCUGGUGUGUAAGGCUUUUGUUUUUGUUUGUUUUGGUUUUGCCUGCUGGUGGGUUAAAGGCAAAAGUGGUGAAUAAAAGGCCCAAAUUAAAGUGUGCGACUUUAACUAGAAAAGCAAAAAAAAAAAACAAAAAAAAACAAGGAAAAAUAAUCUAGAAAAAGUUUAAGAAACGCCAACACAGGAAAAAAAAUACAAAACACAUAUCAAAAUAAAGAAAACCCAAACAAAACAUAACCCAGUCAAUUAUUUAACAAAAAUCAACCGUAGUUAAACGCUCUCUUGGUUUUGCUCUCGCUCUCACACAGUGGGUAAACAAACUGCCACAGGCCUGCAAACAUAUCAUUAAAGAAAUCUUACACAAAACUGCUGAAAGCAAAACAAAAUAAAAACACACACCAAAAAAAUCGCUGUGGCAAGGCAAGUUAAAGCAAAAGCCAGAAAACAAGUUGCCAAGCCAAAACGAAACCACAUCUGCUGGCUUAACUUCAUUUUAUAUGCGAUAAUAAUUCUAAUAAGAAAAUCUUAAGAAAAUCCCAAAGCCACAAAACGUUGUUGCAACCAACAACCAUCCACAAGCAUCUCGGCAAGAUGCUAAGAAAUAUCUUCACAAAGUGAGCUUCCUUUGGAACCGGUUAACAAAGCCGCCACAAGUCGUCAGUUCAGUUCAGCCCGAACCCCAUAAAUCAGUGAAUCAAGUUUUUCUGAAAGAAACGCGCCAGUAAAGUGUACAUGUGUUAGUGAGUGAAUGAGUAGUGAAUGACUGGUGUGCAGUCAGUUUGGGUACAAAAUGCACCUGUUUGUGGCAUCCACAGCAUCAGCCUUUUAAAUCUUAAAGCUGACUACCUGCCGCCAAUCGUUAUUGUUGUUAACUUGAUUGGGUGCAACAUUUAUGCAAAGUUUAAUGGCCGAAAGGAAAUCAAGAGAAAAAAACGCAACAUCAGCACAACAUCAUCAUUAUUAUUAUUAUGGUCAUUAUCAUCAGCAUAACAUGUUUGUCUGAAAGAAACAAAAACAAAAACUACGCAAUUUAACACACAGUCACUGCCACAAGAGAAAAAAACCAACAACAACAUCAACAACAAAAACUUGAUUGCAUUCAUAGAAGAGUUGUUGUGUAUGUUUUCUGCUUAAAACUCCUUUAAACGACGAAUUUAAUAACCCUCUCCCCCCAACCUACCUUCAAAAACCGCAACCAGAAACAACCCGUCUUAACUCAAGUCAAUUCUUAGUCGCGGACUUAUCGAUACACUUCUGCUCCAAAGGAAACGUCAAACAGCGCCUAAUUAAAAUUGGAUUUUUUUCUAUUUCAAAAAUUUAUGGCGCUUUCAUCCUGACAUAGUUCGCACAGCUAUAAGAUAAAUCACAGAAUAUGCAAUCGAAAAGUCCCUUGCCAUAUGGCCGAAGCAGCCACCAAUACAACCACCACCAUCAUCAACAGCAACAACAACGCCACAUUCCAAUCCAUUAUGGUCUACUCAUUAUGUUCCUUAUUGUCAGCCUUCAAGUAUCCACAGUUGCGGCUAAGGGAAAGACGAAAAAGAAUUCCAACAUACACUACAGCAGUGAGGAUAAUCUGAAGUCGCCCACGGAGGGUCAACACUUUGCCAUGGAGCCUCAGGAUCAGACAGCGGUGGUGGGCUCAAGAGUAACACUGCCCUGUCGUGUCAUGGAAAAGGUGGGGGCUUUGCAGUGGACCAAAGACGAUUUUGGUUUGGGCCAACAUCGAAAUCUUAGUGGAUUUGAACGCUACUCCAUGGUGGGUAGUGAUGAGGAGGGAGAUUUUUCCUUGGACAUAUUUCCCGUGAUGUUGGAUGAUGAUGCGCGUUAUCAAUGUCAGGUGGGGCCGGGACCCAAUGGAGAAGCGGGCAUAAGAUCCAGAUUUGCCAAGAUCACCAUUUUGGUGCCACCCGAAGCCCCGAAGAUACUGCAAGGUGAUCAUUUGGUUACCACAGAGGAUAGGGAAAUUGAACUGGAAUGUGUUUCGGUGGGAGGAAAACCAGCAGCAGAGAUCACCUGGAUUGAUGGCCUGGGCAAUGUACUGACCAAAGGCAUUGAGGAUGUUAAGGAACCUUUGGCUGAUAGCCGCCGUGUUACUGCAAAAUCCAUUUUGAAAUUGACUCCGAAAAAGGAACACCACAAUACCACAUUUACAUGUCAAGCCCAAAAUACCGCUGAUCGCACUUACAGGUCAGCGAAAAUUUUACUGGAGGUCAAAUAUGCUCCAAAAGUCACAGUGUCCGUGGUGGGUGGGGCCUUGGCGGGGGGUCGCAUACCCGAAGGCGCUGAGGUCAUACUCUCCUGCCAGGCAGAUGCCAAUCCCCCCGUUCAAUCAUAUCGCUGGUUCGUCAAUGACGAACUGGUAACCGGGGACUAUACCACACGUAUGAUUAUCCACAAUGUAUCGCGCCAAUACCACGAUGCCAUUGUCAAGUGUGAGGUAGUGAAUGCGGUGGGCAAAAGUGAGGAAAGUGAAACCUUGGAUAUAAGCUAUGGUCCCGCCUUUCGUUCCCGACCAGCCUCGGUGGAAGCCGAUUUAGGUGCCAGCGUUACUUUGAGGUGCGAUGUUGAUGGCAAUCCCACUCCAGAGAUUGAAUGGAUAAAUGAGAAUGCUGAUCGCGUGGUGGGCACUUCUGCCAAUCUUACCUUAAAAGUUUCCACCGAAUCAGCGGGACGUUACUACUGCAAAGCCGUGGUGGAGGGUUUUCCAGAAAUCGGUUCGGAAGCCACCAUAUAUGUCAAGCGAGCCCCCAUCAUCACCUCACAUAAAGUUCAAUUUGGAGCAGUGGGAAAUCGAGCCAAAAUCGACUGUUUGGCCUUUAGCAUACCUAAGGCAGAUAAAAUUUUAUGGUCCUAUGAGGGGAAAAUCAUAAACAUGUCCACUGCCGAUCCUGACCUGUACAUUUUCGAGGAACAUCAUUUGCCUGAGGGUGUACGGGCCGCCUUGAUCAUCAAAGAGAGUCGUUCCAAUCACUUUGGCAAAUACAAUUGCACAGUGGUUAACUCGUAUGGCAGUGAUUCUCUGUUAAUCACUCUAAUACCGGAACCCGGUUCUGUACCCGUCCUUUUAGUGGUCAUGGGCUCUAUGUCCUCAGUGGCCAUUAUCAUAAUGGUUGUGAUGCUCGUUAUUGUUUACAUGAAGCGCAGCAAGAAAAAGCCCAUGCCAGCUGAUGUUAUACCCGAAGCUUCCAGGGGAGGCGAUAAGUUGAGUGACCUAAAGCAUGAAAUGCGUGCCAAAGCCUAUGAAGCCGCAGAGUAUUCAGAAUCAACCUCAGAUGGUUUGGCCAUUAAUCUAACGCAUUCCCCCAUGCCCGAUGUUCAAAUGAAGGGUGCCACUUUGGGUGUACCGCUGGCGGGACCGGUUAAACUGGAUGAAAGAUUUUCCGGCGAUUUCGGUGAUCGUUACAAUCGCUCCUGCAACAUUAAAAACAUCAAAAAUCAAGACUACAAAGAAUCAGUGAAUGGCUAUGCCCCAUAUUUCGAGUACGCCUUGGAUUAUAGUCCACCCAAUGAGAGCAAGGCGAAUAUGGGUUCAGUAUCGAAGAGUAAUUCCACAAGUAUAAGUUCGGCCACCUUGCCGCAUUAUUCCAAUCCUGCCACCACAACGGGCAAUAUGAGUUUGCCCAGAAAUCGCAGCGAUAUGCAACAGCAGCAGCAACUGAAUAAUGGUUUCCUAGGACAACCGUUAUUACAGAAUGGCAUAGAUAGUCGAUUUAGUGCCAUAUACGGUAAUCCAUAUCUGCGUACCAAUUCCUCCAUACUCCCACCUCUGCCGCCUCCAAGCACAGCCAAUCCUGCGGCCACACCAGCACCACCGCCUUAUCAUGCACCCCGAAAUCACAUGAACGCCAACAGCCUGGCCAAUGGUGGCGUUAUGGGUAGCCUCAAGAAUUUUGGCACACCCACAAGUAUAAUUGGCGGAGGUCACAAUGGACCGGCCAGUGUAAGUGGCAGCAGUUCAAAUCUGACUGCGAGCAGCAAUACACUUGCGGCCACACCUUUGGCAGCCCAACAAUCGGCGGUGGGUACACCAUCUGUUGGGGCGGCGGCCACCACAGCGCAAACAACAGCCCAAAGUCCUUCGGGUCAAUUUAUAUUGCCUUCUAAUGGCAAUGUUACCAAAAAGGGAGCAUUGGCAACGCAUGUCUAAAAACCCAAGGUGAAGUGAACGUGAAUAUAAAAACGCCAUUGUAACGAAGCAUCAGACUGAGGGCGUUUAUAACGAUCGAACUCUCGAUUGAGAGAGAGAGAGAGAGCAAAAGAAAAACAUAUUGUGAUUUUUAGUGUUAAUUAUUUACCUAUGGCAACUCUAAGCGCAAACAUAACAAACGAAAAGAAAACAAAAACAAACGAACCACAACCAUGAUGCUUUUGCAUGGCGAAGGAACAUGAUUAAGCAUGAUUUUAGGUUAUUUACAGAUGUUGAACCAUUAUAAGGUAGAGUUAAAGUGUGAAAAUAUUGCCUAUAAUGUAACCAUAAUUGAAUUCAAACCUAUCUACCUUUUACUUUACUACAUACCAUAUAGUUUUGGACAAUAUCCUUUAUUAGGGUGGCAGCUUACUUCUGCUGACUGAACAAAAGAGAAUAAAGAUAAGGCCGGUUCAGAUCGAUGUACGGUAA